Perca fluviatilis (European perch) is the source of this 1084-nucleotide messenger RNA. Its product is annotated as cadherin-23-like. Gene Ontology annotation, cellular component: plasma membrane. The record is from RefSeq and is a predicted model, not a curated record. Gene Ontology annotation, biological process: homophilic cell-cell adhesion. NCBI's taxonomy places the organism in Eukaryota, Metazoa, Chordata, Actinopteri, Perciformes, Percidae. Gene Ontology annotation, molecular function: calcium ion binding. The transcript has 9 exons. Bases 185 to 1084 code for a protein of 299 amino acids.
GUUUUGCAGCGGUAGGCUACUGCAAACUGAAGACUGGAAAAUGAAAUUUGCAAUGACCAGGGCGUCGGUUGUAAUAGAGUAAAGCUCACGGGAGAAAUAUUUGAGAGAGAGAGAGAGAGAGAGAGGGGAUGAGAGAGAGAGAGAGAGAGAGAAGCAGAUACUUGGUAACGCAUCACAGCAGGACAUGCAAUCGAACCUAAAGGCGCUCAGCCAGCGACGGACACGGACGAGGAAGGUGCAGGUGAUGUCGUGGAGUGUGGGUUUAGGCGGCAGGAUGACAUUUGCCAAGCUCCUCCUUCCCUUUCUCAUUUUCCACUCUUUCUGUGAAGGCUCCAACCAGCCACCACGCUUCCUGAACUACUUCUUCUCGACCUACCUUCUCAUCUAUGAAGAUAUGCCCGUCGGUUCAUCAGUGGCCCAGCUGAAAGCAGAGGAUCCUGAGGGGGAACCUCUCCUCUAUGGUGUUUCAGGAGAAGAGGCCAUGAGGUAUUUUUCUGUGAACAAAGACACUGGUGUGGUCUGGCUUCGACAGCAGCUCGAUCGUGAGACCAAGUCAGAGAUGCAGGUUGAAUUCUACGUGAGUGACAUUCAAGAGGUGGUCAAAGACACCGUAAACAUCCAGAUUGGAGAUGUGAACGAUAAUGCGCCAUCCUUCCAUGGGCAGCCUUACACCGUCAACAUCCCGGAGAACACACCGGUGGGCAGAUCAGUUUUCAUGGUGAACGCCACAGAUCCAGACCAGGGCACUGGAGGCAGCGUUCUUUUCUCCUUCCAGCCUUCCUCUCCCUUCUUUUCCAUCGACGGGGCCCGAGGCACCGUCACCGUCAUCAAACCCCUGGACUACGAGACAACCUCGUCGUACCAGCUCACUGUCAACGCCACGGAUCAAGACAAAGUGAGACCUCUGUCCCGGCUUGCCAAUUUAGCUAUCACCAUCACUGAUGUCCAGGACAUGGACCCCAUUUUCACCAAUCUGCCCUACAGUACCAACAUAGAGGAAGACAUUCCCCUGACAGUGUUGGGCAGUGAUAAGCCGAGGGCGUGCAGUGACAGAACGAGUGUCAACUGUUCUCAAGGCCCAUGA